GUACAUACAUCGGGCAUACAUAUAGGCAUAUUUUUAACACAGUUAUGUGUCCGUAAGCAUGAUAUUUUAGGUGUGGCGCGCAAAAAAUAGGUCUCCGCAAUAUUUAUACUUUCCCCCUCCAUAGGGCUUCGCCCUGCCACGGGGCUUCGCUGCCCCACCCGCGCGCUCCGGGCGCGCCGGGUGGGGAGCGCAACAUGUCUCAGAAAACGGUUCUAUACAAACAGGUUUUGUCUCCUACACGGUACAUUUUUACAUUUAUUGAUGUGAUACCUAUUUAUUUAUGUAGCCCUACGCGUUAUCUACCUAAUACAACAAGUUUCUUACAAGAAUAUCAACAAACAACAGCUCUGCGGCCCUAUAAAGUUUACAAAUUAAAAAGUCUCAAAAAACCUACUUAUAUUCACUUAAUGCCUAACUAUCAUAUACCAUUUUAUAGAAGAAGUAAAAACACACAAAAUAACAUCAUUAUUAUAACAAUUAUACCUAUAUCCUAUCGACUAUUCGUAAAAAACUAUUUCCAAUAUUUUCCUUAAUUACGCCUAAACUACUAACACGAUUCAUACAAAACUUUGAUAUAUUAUUCCUAUAACUACCUACUUUCUAAUAAGACAUAAAAAAAAAAAUGGUUGCCUGUAAAGUCGGUUUUACGGGCGAAGAUUUUACGUGACAACGUCUUUUUCUCGGUAGAAUAUUUAUUGAUAUGAAUAUAAUUAAAUUGCACAAUAGGAACAAGGAAUUGAAUGAAAAUAAGAAUUGCACAAAUUUUAACUAUAGAAAUAUAUUUUGUUUACUAAAACAUUGUACAUGUAAACUUAAACUUAACACGAGAGACUCAUCGUAACGUUACCGAGCGUUACACUUUUUCAUAAGUGACUCCCAGCCGCAACCUAAUUUAAGACGUUGUCACGUCAAUAAAUCAAUCAAAACAUAAAACAUACUAUUAUCGAAAACUAUCAACUCAGGCAAAAUCCUAUAAGAUGUGAGACAAGGACAACCCCUCCUAUAGGUCGGAACCAUUACAUUGUAUCGUUUGACUUUUUAAUGACAGCUGUGUGACGUCACACACUAGUGAGACGACAUAAUGUCCUGAAGAACGUUUACGCGGAAACUUGAAAAUUGAAUUUUUGAUUUAAGUUUUUUUUACUGAAUUACACAACAUAAUUAAAAAUACCACACCACUUUUUACGGGCUCUAUAAACAUUAUAAAUGACGUGAGAUCAUUUUCUAAAACUUGUCAAAUACCUGAUUCUGUUAGGAAAUGGAAUAACUAUUGAACUAAUAUGGGUCCCUCGCAUACUGGAAUAACAGGCAAUGAAAUUGUCGAUUCCUUAAUGAAACAUAGAAUACCAAAUAUACCAGUCUACAGUGAGUCCUUCUAAUGUAAAAAGAAAAUCAGAAUAAUUUAACUUAAGAUUAGGCUGUAUGGGCAUUGUUCCCCUUGCCUUCCCUGAAAAGGGGAACAUAACCAAAAACAAAAAUUGAGCUGUGUUUAUAUUACUUUUCUCUAUGGCUGUGCUGUGUGGACGAUACGAUACUCUGUCUGACCGAAUUUUAUCCCAAAUUUGAGUGAAAACAUUUGAUAAUGUCUCGUUUACAAGUAUGCAGAGUAUGCUUGGCACACCAUAACCGUAUGUAUUCAAUAUUGAAUGGACCCCUUCAAAAGAUUUACAAAAAUAUCACUGAAAUUCCGCUUGUAAUGGGCGACAAAUGGCCAACGUGCUUAUGCUACAUUUGCUAUCAUAUGAUUAGAAAAUUGCACAAGUUUAUAGAUAAAUCACUAAAGGCAAACAAGCUCUUGUUGCAACUCAUCAGUUCCGAGUCCGAGAUCACCAUAGACACACUAAAUAUGAUUUUGAAGCAACAACCUGAUAUCUCUUGGAAGUUUUCCGUGUCACCGAUGCAGAGUAUUAUGCCUUUAGACUCAGAAGAGGUUAAACUGGAGCCUACUUUCAAUAUUGAGAUAGUGAAGUCUGAAAUGGAUGUUGAGGAGAUGCAAGAUCAAAAUGAAACAGGAGGGAAACGUAAGCUGACCAAUAAAAUGAACAUGGAAAACCAACUCAAACCCCCAAUAGCGUCAAUAAAAACCGAAGGAAACACGGCAACGGAAAUAGAAGCUCAACUUGGUAAUCCAAAUAUAACUACGGAAUUCCAAAAUAAAGAUUCCGAGAUCACCAUGGACACACUAAAUAUGACUGUGAAGCAAGAACCUAAUAUCUCUUGGAAGUGUUCUGUGUCCCCGAUGGAGAGUAUUAUGCCUUUAGACCCAGAAGAGGUUAAACUGGAGCCUACUAUCAAUAUUGAGAUAAUGAAGUCUGAAUCAGAUGUUGAGGAGAUGCAAGAUCAUAUUGAUACAGAAGCAAAACGACCCAAGAAAUGUAAGCUGACCAGUGAAAUUAGCGAGAACAACCAACUCAUGCCUCCAAUAGCAUCAAGAUCAACCGAAGAAAACACGGGAAUAGAAAACCGAGCUCAAAUUAGUGUUCCAAAUAUUUUCACAAAAUAUAGCUACGAAAACGACAACAUGGUGAAAAACAAACACGACGAAGUCACAAAUCAUAGAGAAAAUUUUGUAUCUGAUAUUUGUAAAAAUAUGUUUUAUUGUAAAAACGAAUUAGAAAGUCAUGUAACUAAAUCACAUUCUGAAAUUAACCCCAUAACUAACCAAAAUUAUACUAACACUCGUGAAAUAUACUUAAAUGAUAAAUACAAAGAGGACAGUAUAGGUUCUGCAAUGACAAGCAACGAUGGGCAUUCGAUAAAUAAACGCGAUAGGAAGACUGACCAGAAAGCAAGACAGUAUAACUGUAGUAUCUGUGAUAAAAGAUAUACUAGAAGUAAUGAUUUAUCCAGGCAUGAAAGGAUUCAUACGGAAGAGAAACCUUAUAAAUGUAACAUCUGCGAUAAAAGAUUUACUGAAACUAGUAGUUUAUACAAACAUCAAAGGAUUCAUACGGGAGAGAAACCUUAUAAAUGUAACGUCUGCGAUAAAAGAUUUGCUAUAAGUGAUAAUUUAUCCAGACAUCAAAGAAUUCACACGGGAGAGAAACCUUAUGAAUGUAACGUCUGCGAUAAAAGAUUUACUACAAGUGAUAAUUUAUCCAGACAUGAAAGAAUUCACACGGGAGAGAAACCUUAUAAAUGUAACGUCUGCGAUAAAGGAUUUACUAAUGGUAGUGAUUUAUCCACACAUCAAAGAAUACACACGGGAGAGAAACCUUAUAAAUGUAAUGUCUGCGAUAAAAGAUUUACUAUAAGUAGUUAUUUAUCCAAACAUAAAAGAAUUCACACAGGAGAGAAAACUUAUAAAUGUAGCUAGAUAAUAUGUGAUAAACAAAUAUUAACCAUUUAUAAGCCAUUUCUACCAACAUCGAAGAAUACGGGAAAGAAAGUGAGCCAACGCCCACUUGGGAUAUGGACCAAUAAUUUAGUCUUUAUCGUACGAUUACCAAUUACCGAAGUAUUGUUUAAUAUUUCAAUCUCAUGGUGUAUGAUUUCAGAGGGACCAAACUGAAACGUGACUUAAGUGCAAAGGCGGCCUUAGGGGGCCCCGCGGCCUCGCUUAUUGCAGAACUACAUUUAUCGGUCGCGUUGUUCUAUGGCUCUUCAGAGAGCUAUAUAUUUCAUACAUUUAUUACAGUAACAACACAAGUACAGUUCUUAGUGCUACUGAAUGUAUGAAACCGAUCGCGUUACAACACAACACGACAGAUAAAUAUAUUUCUGUUUCAACCCAAGUCCAGUACAAUCCGAAGUAGACAAAAACUAAAUGGAGACGUAAAUAUGAUUAUACCAGACGCAAUAGUUGAGAGGCAAUUUUAAUAAAAAAAAAUGCAUGGAGACAUUAUUUAACUAAGCGUAUAUCCUGUUGUGUAGACACACUUGUGGAAUAUACUCUACUUCCGUUUCAUCCUUAUAGAUAUUCAAAGGUUUCAUCGAAUCUCAAGUCACAACGUUACUAUAGAAGUUUUAAUUUAAUAAGAAGAAAGAACCAGAGCUGUGCUAAUAAUUAUACUCUUUGUCUCCAACAAUCAUACUGGUUGACUGGUAGAGAAUGCUUAUGGCAUUAAGUCCGCCGUUUGCUUAUGUUUGGCAAUAAAGUUUAAAUAAAUAAAAAAAAAAUAUUAACUACCAACCGAACGUUAAAUACUUCACUACUCAGGUAUUGUAAUAUACCGGGCAAACUUUAAUCUUUAAUAAUGUUCCAAAAAUUGCUAAACGCGCUAGUAAAAAACAUCAACCGAGCUCAGCAUCGAAUUACCGAUCUUUUGGUAUCAACCCUAAGACCGACUUCGUUCAGCUAUCAGUCUAUUGCGUGCGACGUGCUACAAAAUUACACCUACCUACCUAUCUCAUGUCAAAUACUCUACUUCCAUUAUACCAACUCUACUACCAUUUCAUCGAAUCUCAAGUCGCAACGAUAUUAAAGAUGUUUUUACUUCAAAAUAUUCAUAGGUUUCAAACUUUUUUGUUAGCAAAAUCUUCGCUUUUUAUAACAAUGAUGACGUGUGUGAUUCUUUUAUAAUGACUUUGAUGAUAUUAGUGACAAUUAUUAUAGUCGUAGGUUCAUAAAUAAAUAUUUUGAUAAUUUUUCUUCAUUUUGUAAUUAAAAAUUAUAUUAUUAGUUAGCAGUUAGUACAUUGAAUUUACAAAACAACGAUGGUGAUCACUUACCAUCACUACGAACCAUUAUCGAAUCCGUAAUAUCAUUGUCAUAUUUUGUAUGGCAACUUGAACAGCAGCACCAUAACGGACGUAACGAGAACUAAAAAUCAGUACACAUUUAUCAAUGACAUUUCGGACUCGCAAACUAUUCGAAUUCGGUAUUGGUUCGUGCUAAGGGUACAGAUAAGCCGUCUGCUCGUUUGCCCUCUAUUAACUAAUGUAUAUAAAAAAAAUGGCGUCGAUUCUGGCAUGAUUAUUUAUACUUAAACUAAAUUAAAGAUCAGUCUCUCCUUUUCAUUUUGUUUGGAGAAUGACAAGGAUACACUGCUGUCAUAUUUAAGUUUAGAUUUAGAGAAUCAUGCCAGAAUCGACACCACUAUCAAGAUUGUAAUAAUAGGUUAUGUACUUGAUCUCAUUCUCUGUCAUAUUUUUGUUAUUUUUAACCAGAAAAUUCUGUCACAUUUUUUUAUAAUUAUAAUGUAACCUCUGUUAAUGUAAAUAAAUACAUGAAUUUUGCCAAGUGUUUUUAGUUAGUCAACGAUAUUAAAUAUUUAAUAAUAAUUUUUGAAUAAAAAAUAACACUUUAAUCCUAAGUCCUAAUCUUAUUUUUUUUUAUAUUUAAUGACCUGUUAGAGUUACUGUUUAG
Messenger RNA from Chilo suppressalis (striped riceborer), 5308 nucleotides. Lineage: Eukaryota; Metazoa; Arthropoda; Insecta; Lepidoptera; Crambidae. The record is from the annotation of a GenBank genome assembly.